AUGAAAGACCACUCUACGAACCUUGAAAAGAUGAACAAUGCGGUAGAUGCUUCUACCACUGUUUGUAGCAACUCGACAGAAAAAAUCGAUAAACUAAUUACUGAUGCAAUGGUAUUCAUGGAGAAAUUCCAGAGCUUCUUUGAGUCCAACACUACGAAGGUUAACGAAGUCAUUUCUAGCCUGGGCUCCACCCUUAAAACUGAGAAGGCGAAACUUCAGGAGGUUUGCACUGGGCUUACAACUAACCAUGCUCAGUUCAAUACCUCCAUCUCCUCCCAAAUAUCUAAGCUUCAUGAUGAUCUCAAAAUGGAGAGCACAAUAAGGGAUACUUUUGCUGUCAAGACUGAAAAUGUGAAUGUCCUUAAAGUCAAACUUGAGAAUGCUGAGAAACAAGUCAAUGAUUUGUUAUCCGAAAAAGAAACUAUGAAAAGCUAUAUCGCAGACGUUACUAGCGUGCUUUUGGAUAUCGUUGAGACUCAACACUCAAUGAUUACGAUUACGGUGAAAAAACAUCUAGCUAAGAAACUUAGGCCCGUCUUCACCAUGCUUCAUCGACCGGAAGGUGUUCGGGGAUCUAACUCCAUUCCAAAACAAAUGGGAGAAGUGAAGAACGUAUUGUUGACAACUGCAAAGACGAAGAGCCUGGUCAAAAACGAGCUCAAAAGGAGAAAAGCACGUGAAGCAGAAAUGGAUGAGCACCAAAUAAUAAUCCACGAGGCUGAAGCGAACGAGAACAUUGAAAGAGAAGCUCAAGUCACACUUGAAAGCUGA
Lactuca saligna is the source of this 771-nucleotide messenger RNA. The record is from the annotation of a GenBank genome assembly. NCBI's taxonomy places the organism in Eukaryota, Viridiplantae, Streptophyta, Magnoliopsida, Asterales, Asteraceae.